Messenger RNA from Abrus precatorius (Indian licorice), 1232 nucleotides. RefSeq names its product short-chain dehydrogenase TIC 32, chloroplastic. NCBI's taxonomy places the organism in Eukaryota, Viridiplantae, Streptophyta, Magnoliopsida, Fabales, Fabaceae. The record is from RefSeq and is a predicted model, not a curated record. The transcript has 8 exons. The coding region runs from base 75 to 1022 and encodes 315 amino acids.
UUAACUCCGAAAUUUUAACUUUUACACAAGCUCGCGUUGAUGAGUUUUGACUUGUGAGUGUGUGCAAAGGAAAAAUGUGGUUUCUUGGUUGGAAAGGAGCGUCAGGGUUCUCAGCCUCUUCCACAGCCGAACAAGUCACUCAAGGGAUCGAUGGAACCUCUCUCACCGCCAUCGUCACAGGAGCAUCAAGUGGUCUUGGUCUGGAGACCACCCGGGUUCUUGCAUUGCGUGGUGUUCAUGUUGUUAUGGCGGUAAGGAAUGUGGACGCUGGUAUGAAUGUCAAAGAAACAAUACUUCAGGAAAUUCCCUCGGCUAGAAUUGAUGUUAUGGAGUUAGAUCUUAGCUCUAUGGCGUCUGUAAGGAAAUUUGCAUCAGAUUUUAAUUCAUCUGGUCUUCCACUCAAUAUCCUGAUUAACAAUGCAGGUUUGAUGGCAGCUCCAUUCACGCUUUCCCAAGACAACAUUGAACUGCAGUUUGCAACCAAUCAUUUGGGCCACUUUCUCUUGACAAACCUUUUAUUAGAAACUAUGAAAAAUACUGUUCGAGAAUGCAACCGGGAAGGAAGGAUAGUUAUUCUAUCAUCAGAGGCACACAGAUUUGCAUAUAGUGAAGGGAUUCGUUUUGAUAAGAUCAAUGAUGAAUCAGGAUACAACAGUUAUUAUGCUUAUGGACAAUCAAAACUUGCUAAUAUUUUGCAUGCAAAUGAGCUUGCAAGGCGCUUGAAGGAAGAAGGAGUAGAAAUAACUGUUAACUCUCUUCAUCCUGGAUCAAUUAUUACAAAUAUUCUGCGAUACCAUGGUUUUGUUAAUGCCUUUGCUAAUAUGGUGGGCAAAUACUUCCUGAAAAAUGUGCAACAGGGAGCUGCAACUCAAUGUUACGUGGCAUUGCAUCCACAAGUCAAGGGAAUAUCUGGUGAAUACUUUAUGGACAGCAAUAAGGCAAACCCAACUGCUUUGGCUAACGAUUCAGAUCUGGCAAAAAGACUAUGGGAAUUCAGCUUAAGCUUGACUAAUCCAAAGUAAUUUAGAGGGUUUGUUUGACUGGUCUGUACUAGCAAAUUCCAUGCAUUUAAAAAGAAUUGUAUUGGAAAAAAGUUAGGGAGACGUGAAAAUUGUGGUGUGUAAGCUAUAUGUCUCUUGAAGCUUUUUAGUAGUUACAAUCCAGACUACACAUUACUGUUUUGAGAACACAAUUGUUGAAAAUCAAGCAAUAUAUUAUUAGUUUUGGAAAUU